AUGCCCAUUAUGCUAGCUGUAGCAAAGUUGCUUGAUCAUAAUUAUACACACGUUGAUAACGAAGGGAAGCAUUUUGAGAAGUGGAUAGCUAAACCAUUUAACUCCAGUACAUGGUUCCUACAUGUAGGACACUGCACAUUCUACACAUAUCAGCAUAAUGGCCUCUGCAAGGCAACACUGACAGACAGUCUACAAUGUCCAAUCUGCAAGGAUCUUCUCACCAAGCCGAAGCUCCUACCUUGCUCACACACAUUCUGUGAAGGUUGUCUGACGCAACUCCACUCAACUCAAGUUCUGGGUAAUCGGAUAAUGUGCGCUGUGUGUCGCUCUGUUGCACCUCUGUCCAACAAUAACGUAUCCAAUUUUCCAACCAAUCAAAUUGUCCAGUCCCUUGCAGAAGAUUUCAAAGAGAGAUCGGACAAGAAGAGAGCAACCGAUUCAACGGAUGGCGCUUCUUCCGGCCAACGUUGCACUUUGUGUGAUGCUGAUGAUCAAGGACUUGCUACCUUCUACUGUCAGCAUUGUUCAGAAUUCCUUUGCGACUUUUGUCUAGAGCAGCACAAUAGGUUUACGCAGAAUGGCCAUCACGAGCUCGUUAGUGCUAGAGACAUUGCGUCAGGGGAAAUCAGAACACAACUUGCGUGUAUAGAACAUCCCAGAGAACUGCAGCAGUUCGUGUGUAUCACAUGUCUGGUUCGCAUCUGUUGUAGGUGUUUGGAAGUGGGUCAUCAGCCUGACAGGCAUGAGGUCAUCGGAAUUGAAGAGUAUGAAGAGAGCCACAAAGCAGCAGUUGAUCUUUUGCAGGAAAAGAUAGAACAGAAAACUGCUGUGAUACAAAGCCAUUCGUCCUUUGUGAAGGAGAAGAUUGGCAUGGUUGAAAAUAUUAUCGGCCAACAAAGGCAAGAAAUCGAGAAUGUAUUUGAGGGUGCUGUCGAACGAAUACGACGAAGGAAAGAUCAACUGCUUGAAGAGUGCAACAUCUACCAGAGAUCGCUCUGCGAAGAUCUGGAAGGUAUCAUCGAGUUCCACGAAGACUUCCUUGAGAACCUAUCAACCAAGGUUUCUGUGGUCACCGAAGAGUCUACUGCUCAAUGUGGAGACCAGUCAUUGACCGAGCGCGCUGCACGAGUAGGUGAAAUUGAGGCUCUCGUGAAAGGAGACAACCUUGAUGCAUCUCUUCCUGAAUCUAUAGCACUCCGUGCAGAAUUCCUGACCUUCCAACAAGCUGCAGAGUCCAAGGGUCUUGACCUUGGAACUGUUCAAGUCAAGGAGUGGGAGCUUAGAGAAACGGUGAGUUUUGAUGGAGGUGUGACCUGUUUGGCAGCGACGCCUGAUGGACAAUUGGCUAUUGCAACAAGGAAUGGAGACAUCAAGUUCUUUUCGACCGAGGGACAAUUGCUACAGACUACAGUUAUGGAAGGUGUUCGCGGAUUAGGUUUCUUAAAGGAUGGAAGUUGCGUUGUCCGCCAAACAAAUAAUAAAGUCACAGUGUACUCUCUACAGUGGGAGGAACUCGAUGGACGAUUCGAAACUCUGAGCAAAGAAGAAGAUGGGGUCGGUGGGAUCUCAGUAGACAUUCAUGAUCGCAUCUACCUAGACUACAAGAAGGGCAGGAAGAUACAGAUGUUCUCACCAGGAGGUGGGCAAGCAGAGAAGGAGAUCCCAUGCGACGGGUAUGAACCAUGGCAUGUAUCUGUCAUAGGUCAGGCACCAGAGUCCUAGCUCUUACUCACAGCAACUCGGUAAGGAUCAUUGAUGAUGCGGGGGAUAAGAAACACUUCAUCACAAAGGAAGUAGGUUCUCACAUCCACCCUUCUGUUUGCCAGGAUGGUACCAUUCUCUUGGCCUGUAUGAAUCACAGUAAGGCCGUGUUUAGUAUCGAGCGGUACACUAGUGAGCUCGAGUACACACAGACCCUUGUAGCUGAUCAGAAGAUGGAGAAACCAGAUGGAAAAUGGUGCUUCUUGCAGGAAGUCAUGAGUGGAAAGGUCGUCCUUUGUACUCCAGAUAAGCUAUACAUUUACAGCAAACUGUUUUGGUGAAGAUAUGCUUACUAUUUGAUAGUCCCUCCAUGUCACUCUUCGUAUCUACUAUUCGAAGUUUAAAUUUGAUCGUUUUGUUUUAUAGUUGGAAUAUGCAUGUAAGAAUAAAUGGCAUCAAAUGUUAUCGUAAUUGCAUGUACAUUCCCUGCAUAUCCCUCAAAUUCGUCACUCAUCUAAAAAUUCCAACCAUAGUAUUGCUGCCAGAUCUAUGGGUUUGUACAUGUACAUGUUGACGUACACGGAUCAUUCAAUGUUUUGUGCAAAGUUGCAGUUUUACCUGGCGUGGAAUCGUGCAUAAGUCUAUUCCAACAUUAUUACUGUGGUAACACUCCGUAAAGCAUAUUUCUUUUAGUGUUUUUUUUUUCAUUUAGUGAUUGUUUCUGUAGUAUCGAGAUUUCUCCACUUAGGUAAUGACCUGGUUUUGCACAGGAAUUUUGUCCUUAUUCUCAUUUAAUGAAUAUCACUUAUGAAUGCAAAAUAACAGCGUUCAAAUUAUAUUAAGAGCAAUAGACUUUUGCCUCAACAUUUGUUUAUUCAUUAUAGAAUGCAUUUUUGUAAAGUAACGUCAAAAUGAGGUGUCACAUAAUUUGAAGCAAGAGCGGUUUAAUUUAUCUGGAAACACUGAUAUUAAUUACCAUUUGUACCAUCGUACCAUAUUUUUUCAGUUGAUAUUUUUACUCUACACGAUUAUGUCACAUAACAAACAGUAUGUUGAAUGAAAUGUAAAUUGUAAAAUGUAUCACUCGAAUUAUAUUAUACUCUAUUUUAUUGUAGGAAAUGAUCACACAUCUAUUUGUAUUUAUUAUAGGACAAUUGUAUAUACUUUCUUGUAAUAGCUGUCUUUUCCCAAAUGAAAUGAAAAAGGCUUUUUUUCUAUUAAUACUCAUAAUGUCAUAAUAUAUUGCUUGUUUAUUCAUAAUUAUUUCAAACUAUCAUAAUGGUAUAAUGAUUCAAACUAAUAAUAAUAUCAAUACAAAUAAUAAUAAUAAUAAUAUUGAUAUUGAUAAUGAUAAUAGUAAUAAUGAGUACAAUGUUAUAUUGUUUAAGUAAUUACUCUGGAUAUAGGAACAAUUAUUGUCAAUAAUUUAAAUUCAGAGAAAAUAUCUAUAUAUAGGAACAAUUAUUGUCAAUAAUUUAAAUUCAGAGAAAAUAUCUAUAUAUAAGAAUGUUAAAGUAAUAUUUUUUCUAUAUACUCGUUUUUAUGUUGUAUGUUUCAUGUCACAUGUACAUGUUAUCUAUUUUCCCUGUGAAUAAUGCAUGUAACAGGACAAAUUUCCUUUUGGACCAAUUAAGUUUGAAUUUGAAUUGAAUUUAUACAUGUACUUUCAAAAUUGGGAAUGCAAAAAGUUCAUGAAUCAAACAGUUUUUAUGUAAACAUGAAUAACAAAAACUUUGAAUAC
Strongylocentrotus purpuratus (purple sea urchin) is the source of this 3442-nucleotide messenger RNA. RefSeq names its product E3 ubiquitin-protein ligase Midline-1-like. Lineage: Eukaryota; Metazoa; Echinodermata; Echinoidea; Camarodonta; Strongylocentrotidae. Gene Ontology annotation, molecular function: ubiquitin-protein transferase activity; zinc ion binding. The transcript is spliced from 3 exons. The record is from RefSeq and is a predicted model, not a curated record. Gene Ontology annotation, cellular component: chromatin; nucleoplasm. Bases 1 to 1722 code for a protein of 573 amino acids. Gene Ontology annotation, biological process: positive regulation of DNA-templated transcription.